AGUUGAAAUUGCUUUUGCCGACUGUGAAUAAAAUCAUUUGUGAAACGUUUUGCCGCUUGACGGAUGAAGUUAUUUUAUGAGAUUUCAAAACUUUCGUCUAAAAACAUUUACAAACUUAGUUUAUUUGAUGGGUAGUGAUAACAGUGCAUUAAUAUUAAGUUUUCUACCAAAAAUUUGGAAAAAAGUCUGAAUUUGACUGUAUCAAAUUCCAUUGGCUUACCUUUAUAGAUGUUGAAGUAUAGUGCAAUGUGAUCACGUAAUGGCGGGUAAGGCGUUACAGUGGAAAUUGGUGGCGAAUCCUACUGGACCUCAGCCCCGUCCAAGACAUGGACAUCGUGCAGUUGCAAUUAAAGACUUAAUGGUAGUCUUCGGGGGCGGUAAUGAAGGAAUAGUUGAUGAACUUCAUGUUUAUAACACAGCAACAAAUCAAUGGUUUGUUCCUGUGACAAAAGGGGAUGUACCCCCAGGAUGUGCUGCGUAUGGUUUUGUAGUUGAUGGAACUAGGCUCUUGGUUUUCGGAGGAAUGGUAGAAUAUGGAAAAUAUAGUAAUGAACUGUAUGAAUUGCAGGCUUCCAAAUGGGAAUGGAAAAAAUUGAAGCCAAAGCAACCAAAACUUGGACCUCCUCCUUGUCCAAGAUUGGGGCACAGUUUUACUUUAGUAAAUUCAAAAGUGUACCUGUUUGGUGGUUUGGCUAAUGACAGUGCUGACCCCAAAAACAAUGUUCCCAGAUACUUGAAUGAUCUUUAUACAUUAGAUAUUCGCAGUAAUCCUGUGCAAUGGGAUAUCCCUCAGACAAAUGGGCCAGCUCCUCCUCCUAGAGAAUCUCACACUGGAGUGGCUUAUAUUGAUAAAAAGAAAGGACGUUCAUUUUUAGUUAUUUAUGGCGGUAUGAGUGGAUGUAGAUUAGGAGACUUGUGGAUUCUAGAUACAGAAACGAUGACUUGGGUAAAGCCACAAGUAUCUGGAAUAACUCCACUUCCAAGAUCUUUGCACACAUCUACUCUAAUUGGUCACAGGAUGUUUGUUUUUGGAGGCUGGGUUCCACUUGUAGCAGAUGAAGUAAAAACUGCUACUAAUGAAAAAGAAUGGCAGUGUACAAGCACAAUGGCUUGUUUAAAUUUAGAAACAAUGAAUUGGGAUGAACUGGAUAUUCAAGUCGAAUCGGAAGCUAACUUACCAUGUGCCAGAGCAGGUCAUUGUGCAGUAGGGAUUAGCACUAGACUCUACAUAUGGUCAGGCCGAGAUGGAUACCGAAAAGCAUGGAAAAAUCAAGUAUGCUGCAAAGAUUUGUGGUACCUCGAAGUAGAUGUCCCUCCAGCACCUACUCGAGUAGCAUUGGUUAAAGCAGGAACCCAUAGUCUUGAAGUUAACUGGACAGGCUCUCCCUCAGUUCAGCAUUACAUUUUACAGAUUCAAAAAUAUGAUUUACCUCCACCUCAGGCCUCUUCUACUCCAAAGCUUCCACCAGCAUCUUCUCUAGCAAGUACCAAUCAAACAAUUUCGCCUCUAGUGAACACGUCUUCAAGCAAUUCACCUACACCCACAAUUGCGAAAACAGCUCCAGUAGUCAACCAAAUACUUUCACCAAAAAAUGUUUCACCACUUGCAAAAGGACCUCCAGUCAAGAUUCAAAGUACUGCUGGCACUAUAAUUCGUCAAACAAGCCCGCAGGUAGCUGGAAAACAGUUAAUCGUAAAACAGGGUGGAAAUAUUAUACAAAAAGCUGGUGUUCAGCAACAAGUUGUCACUUUGGUUAAAACUAGCACAGGUAUGACAUUGGCAACUUUGCCAAAAGGGGGUAAUAUUGUACAAGGUAAAACUAGUGUCUUACCUCAGCAACCUAAAAACACUAUUGUGAAAAUUGUUCCCAGUAAUCCAGCCAACAAAGUGCUCACAACUCUAAAAACUAUUCCUUCAAAUAUGCUGCAAAUGAAUAAAGCAACUGGAAAAUUGGUUCUUUCAAAAGGAGCUGCAGGACAAAUUCCAACAAUAGGUAACCAGCAAGUAUUGGUAGUUAGCUCUAAUGCUGGUUUAAAAAAUAUACAAACGUUUACCAACGCCCAAGCAGUUAAUUUAGGUAAUGUAAAAACUACUUCUAUUAACGCUCAACCAGUUGUUACUGCUUCAUCUCUAACCAGCCUACAGGGUGUUAAAAUUGGUGGAAAACCUAUAACUAUUUCUAUGCCCAUGCAAGUUGUAGGAUCUCCAAAAACAGUUACACUUUCUAAAAAUACAAAACAGGUAAUGAUUGGAGGCAAGCAAGUCACAGUUCAAAUGGCUACUGGUGGUAACAAAACCUUGACAUUGGUGCAACCUAAUCAAGCUGGUGUGAGCAAGAUAGUGCGAUUACCUAUCAGUUCAACAAUUAAUCAAUCAAAUAGUGUAGAACAACCUAAAUUGAUGGUUGUAUCAAGACCCAAACAACCCACUGCUACCAUUGCCUCAACGUCAUUUGACGGUCCAGCUACAACAGAUGCUGCCUUAGCGGCUUUAGCAGCAGAGGCGGGUCUUAUAGAUCCAGAGCCAGAAAAACUUGGGUCCAUAAAAACAACAGAUGGAAAUGAAACUGAAAGCACUGAUAAGUCAUCAAUUGAUUUAUCGGAUGAGACAGGUAAUUCACAAGAUGCCAUUUCUGUAACACCAAUGGAAACCACAGCAGGACUUUUGGGAGGUGGUUUCAUUAUGCCAAAACUUGGUCUAAAAGGUGGUUCAAAAGUACAGAGACCUCCUAAAGGAUUUAGGUAUCGGUUAGGAUUAUAUGGUGGUAGUAAAGAUGAAUUAGAUAAUGAAAUGAAACCUUCCACAACUACAGCAGAAGCUGAUUCUACAGAAGCUGCUGUCAAUGGAGCACUGAAACAAGCCGAAACAGAGGAGCGUGAAAAAAUGGACUGUGAUGUGGAAGGUAAACCAGAUUUAACAGAUGAAAAAAAUGAAGACCCUGAUAUCAGUUCUGAAGAAAACAUGGAGAACAACGAUACAAAUUCAGAAUCAUCAAAAAUGGAAGCUGAUAGUGGAUUAGAGUCCACUUCUGAAUCAAACAUUUUAAAACCCGAAGAAACGCCUGAAGAGCUAAAAAAAGAAGAUACUCCAAGUGAAGAUCCUUUAGCUGCAUUAGCUUCGGCUGCUUUGGAUCAUUCUAAAGAAAUUAAAAAGACUGAAAAUAAUAAUGUGAAUGACCCUGAGCAUCCCGCUAAAGACACUUGGUAUACUGUUGGUUUUAUUAAAGGAAGUAGUUGUGAUGUACAAAGUUACUUUUUAUUAAACGAUGAUACUGCUGAUCUGUCAUUAGACAAUUUACCUGAAACUCUUAACUAUCCAUCGAUCAAUUUGGAACCAGGGACUGCUUACAAAUUCAGAGUGGCUGGAAUCAACUCCGUUGGUCGAGGCGAAUGGAGUGAGGUAUCCGCGUUUAAGACAUGUCUACCUGGUUUCCCAGGGGCACCCUCUGCAAUCAAAAUCGCCAAGUCCGGAGAUGGCGCUCAUCUUUCUUGGGAACCACCAAGUGCCAAUCAAGGAGAAAUUCUUGAAUAUUCUGUCUAUUUGGCUGUGCGAGGAAAGGAUAAGGGAAAUCCUCCUGGUCAAUUAGCAUUUGUAAGGGUGUAUUGUGGGCCAAGCAAUCAGUGUGUUGUGAGUAACACUUCCCUAUCUGCCGCCCACUUGGACACAACGACCAAGGCUGCAAUCAUUUUUCGUAUUGCUGCUAAAAAUGACAAAGGAUAUGGACCUGCCACUCAGGUUAGGUGGUUACAAGAUCCUCAAUCAACCAACAAGGCCACAAAACGUCUACCCGAAUCACAGCAACAAAGUGUUAAAAAAAUUAAAUAUGAUAAAGAUGAAAUGUAAAAAUAUAGGGACAAGUGUGAUACGUAAAUGAUGCUUAGUGUUGAGUCAAAUGGAAAAUUUAUUUGUUGAUUAACUUGACGAAAGUUUAAGGUUGGAAUCGAAAAAGUCUCUAGUUGGGUGUAAAAUUUACUAUUAACAUUUAAGAGUGUUUUACAACUUUGAGCGAUUCAUUCCACCAGAAAAAAGUUUAAUUUCAUUCAAAGCUUUUAAUUUUAUUGAAUGUAAUUUCCGAGAAAUUGUUUAUUAUUUUAAGAUGAUUUUGUAUAGUAUUUUCUAUUUCUACAAAUCCAUUUAUGGCAACUUUACAAGCUUGUGUUAUUUUUUUUAAAUGUAUUUAAUCUGCUUGUUCAAUCCUCAUCCGUACCUAUAGAAUCGUUUUAAUAUUUCAUUUUUUUUAAUAUACAAACUUUAUACAGACACUUUAUGAUGAAUAAAUAAUUUUUACAACUCCAUUGAAAAAUAUUUAUCCACUAAAUCAUUUUGAUAUGGUCAUAACAAUGGUAAAUAUCAGAAAAGGUUUUGGGGAAAACUUGCAAAGCAUCAUCGAUAAUUUCGAUAUUUUGUUUGUGGAAAUUUUGAUAUAUUUAUAAAUAACAUUGAGUGCUUCAUUUAUUUUAUUAAUCACAGUGCAAUCGAUUCUUACAAAUCGGUAUAGUCUAUUACGUUGUAUUAUUGUACCUUCUGAGGGUAUUUUUAUAUGUUCACUGUCAGUCUCAAACUUUUUAACUUUUCAUUUAUAUUACAUGCCUCUCUCCCCGGUUAGGAUGUAUUUUAUUGAAGUAACAGUACAACAGAAUUUGAAUAGUAAGCAUAUAAACGGAUAUAUGUAGAAAAUCGUAUAUACGAUGUUUGCUCGAAAAUUGAAGUUGAAUAAUAACUUUAUAUUAAUAAAACAGAUAUUACAAUAUGGUAUCCUUCAAAAUACUCUCUCUGAGACAAGAUGUACUUCUGCCAACGCCGUUUAUUAUAUUGUUGAAAGUCUUUUCAGUUUUGAUGCUGUUCAGUUGUGGUUUCGUUUCUGCCUUGAGGACUUCCAGAUCUUUCAAAUGCCGUAACCUAAGCACCAUUUUGCAUUUCGGAAAUAUAAAGUCACAAAGGGCUAAAUCGGGUGAAUAAGGCGGGAGGUCUGUCACGAUUCAAAAACUGAAUGAGCGACGUGUGAGCGGGCGUAUUUUCGUGAUUCACCUGUCCCCUUGUGCCAAGUUCAGUCGAACUUGAUCCGCACGCGCUCUAAAACAUCUCACAAAUUCAACGUAAAAAUUUCCGUUUACUCUCUGGCUCUCUGGAGAUUUGAGCUUCACAUCGAACUCGUAAAACCAAGAUUCGUAUCCAGUGAUGACUCGGUUGAGGAAAUCCCCUCAUUCUCUGCUUCAAACCAGUCGUCACACGUCUCUCAACAAUCUUUGCUUUCUGCUCUGGAGUACGAUUUCCGCACACAAGUUUUUCAUUCCAAAUUUUUUGUCAGAAUUUCGUGAACGAUUGUUUCGGGGAUUAACAGCUCGUCAACUAUCAUCCCAACUGUCAAUUUACGGUCUUUAAGAAUACAAGUUUGCAUUAGAAUAUUUUUACCAGAACUCUAUGUCGAAGGGCGUCCUAGGCGAGCCUCCUUUCAUCUAUUUUCGGCCUUCCCGCAACCUUUUUAACCACUUUUUCACGGUUGGUUCCUUCAGAGAAUUGUCUGCGUAAAUUUUUUUCAAACAUUCACGACAAUUUUUGCACAGCUUUGUAUGAAACGUGAUAUUGAUGUGCUGUCCCUCAAUUAAGGAGAGCUCUCUGCUGACGGCAGGUGAAAAAGAGUAACAAGUAGCCGCUCACUCUUACUUACAUGCAGAGCGCUCUAAUGCAGCAGUGAAACCUGUAAAAUAAAGUUAUUAUUAAACUUUAAUACGUAUUCUCCAAUAUAUGGAUUUCUGUUAGUAUGUAUCACUUAUUUGGUAUCAAUAUAGUUGAAUCUUACUCUGAAAUUUCGUAUUCUACAUCAACGUUCACAAUUAUAUUAUCUGAUCCUUCGAGCUGGACGCGAAACAGCGACCUAUGCCAGGCUCGAAAGAUCAGUCAUUGUGAUCCUUGGUAUAAUAAUAGAAAAAAUCAUCAAUGUUUCAGAAAUUCCAGUAAUUUUUUCGUUAGACAACUGUGCUUAUAUUAACCCAUUAAUGCCCAACACUCUUUUUUCAAAAUCUUUUUUAAUUGAUAUUGUUUCAAAAUGGUAUUGAAUAAAUAAAUCAUCAUCAAUGGAGUUACGUCCAAGCAUCCAAAGUUGCUUAUGAUCAUUUAAGGAGUAAUUACUACCAAACAAUUCAGGAUUUAAAUCAGAUAAUGAUAUCAAAUAGUCUUGAAAUUUAUUUUUAAAAAUCUACAGUCUGAAUUAAAAUUUUUUUUAAUAUAUUUCUGAAAGUGUUUCUCCUAAAGUCAAAAAUCUAUAUUUUUUUUAGUUGUUGGUACCAAUAAAACGUUUCCGGUGGAGUGAAACAUUUCAUUAUAUUUAAUUUCAUUUUUCACUAUUAAUUGAUCUAACCAAUCCAAACCAAGCUGAAAUCUCCCUGUAUAAGCUAGGUGUGGCUCAUGACCUAUAUGUGGGUAUGAAUUGGUCGAUCAAAACGAUUCCUCCUAUAUGAACUAGAGUCAUUUGAAUAUAGAUUCUUUUAGAAUACCCAUUCGCGGAUUUUGGGGCCCUACACACAAUUAUCAAAACUGAAACGACAUUAUUGUUAUUUCAUUGGAACAUUCAAUUUCCCGUUGGAAAUCAUUUGACAUAUACCCCAUUCUUCUAAAGAAAAUUGAUGUUUAUAUCAUGUAGAGGUAGUUUUUUAUAAUUUACUUUAUUUUCACGUAAUGUCCCUAUUCCCACAUGACUUUUUUGUUAAGUUGAUAAAAGUUAUAUUCUCAAUUUCGAAAAUAUAUUUUUUUUCACACAUUUUCGUUGUAAAAUUCAAUUCAGAUUGUAUAUAAUAAAGAUAUAGCAAAAUACGAAAAAGUUUUUCAGUUUUUCCUGAAAAAAAGCAGCAAAUUUAGUUGCUUCAAAAUUUGAACAUAAUUUUUUGACCAUAGUAAAAGAAAGGAAUCGUAAGUAUGUGAAUAAUAGCUCUGUUAGAUGAAAUAAACUUUGCUUUUUCUAUAAUGAAAUCAAGCAGGUAACUGACAAAAAAAAGUUACCCAAAAUAAAUUCUUUCGCUAUGAGUCACAUGAUACUGUCAACUAAACCAUCUAUUGAUUUUUUCCUUCAUCCUUUUAACGUUUUUCUUAAAACUGAAAAUUUUCUAUUUUUAGAAAAUUCUGAAUUGUCAUGCAACUUUAGUUUCUGUUGGUCACUAAUGGGUUAAGAAAAUUUAGAACUUAAUAUUCAAUAGUACCCCAUUUUUUUACUGAUCGUUAGGUAUUGACAUUAACAAUUGGUUAAGUAGGAGUCAAUCUGAAGAAAUGCGAGUGAAUCAUUUUUUUGUAAAACUUUUAAGGGGCAACAAGACUGUAAGCCUGAUUUUUGAUGAUCAUUUUUGGAAUUUUUUUUCAAAAAAACUUUAUAUCAGAUACAAAAUCUAAUUAGAUGACUUUAUUAUAUAUGUUUUGAAGUAAUUAAAUUAAUUUUUACAGAGUGUUCAAAAACAAAAUGGCGUCAAUACAGAGCUAUAAGCAUAAGAGGAAUUUUCAGAGAAGCUCCACUACAACCAACUUUUCGUCGUAGUUUUUUCUUAAUGUUUGAAUUCAAAGCAAGAGAAGUACGUAGUGGUUUCAAAAACUAUCAAAAUUUAAGAAAAUGGCGGAAGUUCAAAAAAAAUUUUUCGUAAAAAAAAAAUAAUGAAAAAUCGGUCAUAUAACAGAAAGUUUUCAAUUUAUUAUUAAAAUCCUACAUAGUUUGGUAGAACUAGAAGUUUUGGAUCAAAAUUGGCUGAUUGUGGUGGUAGUGUUAAAAAAUUUAUUUCGAGAAAAACGCGCUUAAAGUUUGAAAACGGGACGACAAGCAUCAAACUGACGCUUCAUAAUCUCACUAGUACCACUCAUAGUUAGCCGUGUCUACUAUUUACUAGUAGAAAUAGUCGCUAAGGGAUAGCCGAGGCGGGUAAUCGAUAGACGCGCCGCGUUCACCCGAUCGCGCAGUAUACCUAGCGCCCGAUUCUCAUAACUAAGAGAAAAAUCUUUUUUUCGAAAAAUUAUUCGAGGGCGUCAUUUUUAACAUAAUUUACUAUUUUAGUUAAAAAAAAGAUAUUGACAUUUUACAGUGGUGUUACCCCUUAAAUAUAAUCUUGUACCCGCUAUAUUUUUAUUAUACUGGAGCUUUCUGUUAUUUUAUUCCAUUGAAGAUUUUUUUCAUAUUUUACAAUAUAGUGCAAGCGUCAGUAGUGAAUCGUUGGCGUUUUAUGAUUCAUGUAAUUUGAUAGUUUACUGAUUUCGUUCAUAUCUGCGGCUAUUUCUAUUCUAGUUAAUCUGUUAAGAAAAAUGUUUGAUAAAAUAAGAAUAAUAGAUGGUACAUAGUGUGGUUAUCACAUGGUAAUAUUGUUUAGUUUUUUUGAAUGUCUUUAGCCAUCAGAUGAAUCUAUAUGUUUAUAUUAAAGGCACUAUUCACUCAAUUACACUGUCUGGUCUUUCGAGCUUUUCAUACCCAGCGGACGGACCAGACAGUGUAAUUGUGAGUAAUUGCGUAAUUUUAGUUAUAGUGUGCUUAGUAUCAAUAUCGCCGACGGUUCCAGAAAUUCCAAUUUACUACGUUUAAUCAUACAUAUGUGUAAAUAACUGGAAUUUCUACUUGAUUUCAAAGUACUAUGGCGAAAAUAUGGAUUCCGUGUUAUGAACUGAUAAUAAAAUACGCUUUCCACUAAAUAAAACGGAUGUUAUUCACUGAUUAUAAGCUGAAAUUUCUUUAUAUUCAAGAUGAAAUUCAAUAACUAUUUGAAUAUGAAUUAUUAAAGUGUAACAUUUACAUAUUUUUAUUGGUGAAUAAUUUUGCUAUAAUAAUUUUUGAAAUGUUUAUAAGUUUAAAUUAUAAAUAAUGUCACUGUGGUAUCCACACUGUCAAGUUGGAAUUUCUGGAAUCGUUGGUGAUAUUCAUACUGAACACACUGCUUACACUACAACUACAAUUGCGUUUCGAUAAUCGUCUUCUGAGAGUGAAGGUAAAUUUAAACAUAAUAACUUUACUGAUAGGGAUAAAGGGUCAAUUCUGUACAGCCCACUCUAUAGUUUAGUAGUAUAAAUGUGCAGAUUUCCGCCAGAGGUUUUCCCGCUGGAAUUAAUUUUCGUGGGAGGUUUGCUGGUGGGAAAAUUCAAUUUAAAUCAGGUAAGUCAAGUAAUUAGUUUUUAGUUUACCUUCAGUUUCUGAAGACGAUAACUUGGUUAUCGAAACGCGCGUCAGACCGUGUAAUUGUGAGUGUUAAUGUAAUGUGUUCAGUAUGUAUCCACACUGUGUAUUGGUCUAAUAGCCAUUUCGUCUUAUAUAUCAUUUAAAGGCUCAAAAAGAUGGUAUCUGUCAAUUCCCACUAAUGAAAAAGCUAAUGGAAAUUUUAAUAAAAUUGGUUCUUAUAUUGAAUUAGUUGUUUUAUUGUGUUGUUUGUACAAUAAAUAUUUAAUAUUUAAUUUUUUAGAGCGGAAACUAUUCAAUAAUGAUGAAAUAAUAUUGUAUAGUGUCUGUAACUAGUUUUCACCAUUGAGAAAAUAGUGAACAAAACUCAUGGAUACAAUUGAAAAAUAAACGUUUCCUCAUUGAAAGUGGAAAUUGAUUUUCACAUUUGGUAUUUAGUGGAAUAAUGGUAAUGAAUAUAUAAAUUCAUGGCAAUAUUUGUACGUUUUCCUCUCAGUCAAAAUUUAUUUAUCAGUUGAAAAAUUCUUAGCUCCAUAUCAAAUUGAACAUUUUAGGCUCAACGUUGUAGAGUUCAAAUAAAAGCUUUGUAUAUAAAAGUUUUAUAUAUUUUUAAAAGUUAACUUAUAUUUCAAUUAAAAUAAAAUAAAAUUUUUUUACGUGCACAAAUUUUUAUUAAAAUGAUUGGCAGUAGCUGUACAACACUCUUGUAAAACACAAAAUUAUUAAAUGUAAAUUAGUAUUGCAAAACCGGGCUACAAGUUUCAAAUAUUUUGGCCCUUUUAUCAUUUUUAUCACGGUUAUUCUAAAAUAUACAAUUUUAAUAUAUUUUGUGUUAGAAAAUUAACUAAAUUUGAACAAAUGAUAUGUGGUGGUCGUUUGUGUGUAUUGAAAAAAAAAAUGGACGUAUUGUUUGAUGAAAGAUUUUGUAAUAUUUGUAGAAAUCAGUAAUAAAUACAUUUAAGGUGCUUACGACGUCUAAGUAAGGAUAAAACUAGACCAAGAAACAAAUUUUUUGAAAAUAUUGAUUGUAUUUGUUACCAAAAUUUUAAAUUCAUUAAUCCAAUGGAAAAAAAGAUCAAAUAAUUGAAUUUUUAUCCUAAAUGCUCAAAAUAUACCGUUUUGUUUACCAACUCCAAUUACCAGAGUUUUCAUUUGUUUUUAUCUUAAUGUUUUGAAGACUUUAGAUUUAGAAUAGUUAUUUAUGUGCUCAUUUAGUUAUACAGAAUAAAUUCCAUUACCAUUCAAAAGUUGCAGCUUGUUACGUAAUUAUCAUCUUUAGUACGCGCAUGUAGCUUUAAGUAGAAAAGAACAUUGAAAUUGAAAAAAAAAUUAAAUUUGUUUAAAAUAUAUUUCUACACCUUUUUUUCUGUCCAAUUGGAAUAGAACUACGAUAUGUAAUGGGUGUUCGAUGAAAAAUAAGCGUUUUAUGUUUUUUAUAUUAUCCUUAGGCCUGAAAUAGUGCAAAAUCAGCCAUAAUUUGAUAUUUCAACUAAAUUUUAUAAAUAAACUAAAAUUUCAUUUGAAAUACCUUGGCAUGGUCAAAAUGUUGUUCUUCAUUCCUUUUUUAUCGUGACCGGAUUGUUGUACAUGUUUUUCUUCUAAUUAAAAGAUAGUAAAUUUGUGUGCAGCUCUUACCGCACUUUGGGUAUGGCAAAGGAAAUUUCAUCAACUCUAACUCAGGCUAAACUUUGUUACAAAUUAGUUGUUCUAAACUCUCAUUUGACACAUUGUUCAAUGCUAGAGGAAGUGAAAGUUUGCAUUGAGACUAGUCAAUAAAGUUCAAUAUAAUCUGAAGCAGCAAAAUUUAUGUGACAAGUAUCUUAAGUACCUCGGAAGGUGUCAAUUCGGAUAUUUAUAACCUUAGUGUCCUAUUUGCACAAGUCAAUCACCUAGAAUAACUAAGGGACCAGAAUCUUUAACAGCGACAUCUGAAGGACACUCCUGUUUUCACUGCUUGAUAAAGGUCGAGAAGUAUUGUUGGUCCUUACUUAAGUUAAUUUUGGAUACGGUAAUAUCUUCACCUGUGAUCAUUUCAAAAUCAGCAACUGAACGUUUUUCACAGUCCACCAAAAGUUUGCCAAUUUUUCCUGAGAAGCUUGUUGGCCCAUCUACACUUUCAAACACAUGUCUUGAAGGAAGUUCAUUGAAGUGAAGAAAGCCAAUGAACCAUUGUACUGGGGGGCCAAGUUUAAUCUCGAUAUUACGUAUAACACCAUUUAAAACAUAUUUAGGAAUUGUUGGCAUUAAUAUUUUGAAGAACAUAUGUUACAGAAUGUUUUCUUAUUACCAUUGGACAAACAAAAAUUUAGAAAUAAAUUUGAAGCAAUUUAAAUUUUUAAUUUAAUUUUUUGUUCAAACUUUAAGCUACAUGCGCGAACUAAAGAUGAUAAUUUAGAUUAUUUUUACCGAAUUCUACGUAAAAAAUGCAACUUUUGAAUAGUAAUGGGAUUUUAAAACCCCAAAAUAUUUUUUUCGAACCAUCCUACUCCAGAAUUAUGUACUGAUAGUAAGAUCAGAAAUAAUGCUUUACGUAUACGUUGUUCUAAAAAAGUGAAUUGAAACUUUUUCUCCAAAUCAAACGAUUUUGAUCAUUUUAGUAUAAAUUUGGAGUAUUGUAAAGGGUUGUUAAUCACAUUUCUAGAAAUUAUCUUAAAAAUUGUUUCUUUAGAUUUUGCAAUAAAGCAUUCUGUUAUAUUCCCAGAUUUUGCUUUAUUUAAAUUGGAAAGUAUUUGUAUUUUACUAUAAUAGAAAAUGUGACAAAAUCCUCCAAAUCUACCCUGAAUUAGUAUGAGAUAGGUAGGUGGUGACAUGAAAUCAAUUAUCAUAGUUUUUCAUGUGCCCAAAAUUUAAAUUUGUAAUUAAAAUAUUUUUUUCAUAUUACCUAUGUACAUAAUUCUGGACCACCUUGUAACUUUGAAUACGCUAAAUUUUAUAAUGUAUCUAAAAACGGUUUAAAACGAAUUUUAUGUUUACUAGGUUGAGUUAAAAAAUAUUUUUUUACAAGUCACACGAAAAAAAUUGCUAGACUACAAAAAAUUCACCAAGUAUGAGAUCUUCAUUUUAAUAGGAAUAUUUUCCAUAUCGCAGUUUUUUAUUUUUGUCUUACUAAAGUAAAAAAAGUUUAUACUAGUCAUUAAUUGAUUGUACAGAAAAAUAUUCUUGUAGAAUUCUUAAUAAUUCGACAAUAAAUAAAUAUAUGUUUAAAUUUAGAGUUCAUAGAAAAAUUUUAUUGAGUACAGGCGAAUUGAUCCUUUGAUUUUCUCGGCUACAUUAGGGUGGGCUAAAAAAAACUUUCUAAGCUACUACGAAAAUAUCUUUCGAGAUGACGAAAAAAAAAUUCUGGUAUAGUUUGAGUAUUUAAUAUCAAUAAUUAGUGUCUUAUUGUGAUUUUUGGUUUCCCAUUUAAAUUACACAAUUUUUGUUCUAAAUAUUAAUGUAUUUCAACGAAUUAUUGUGUAGUAAAAAGAAAUAGAUAUUUUUGUAGGAAAUUAAAUGACCUACAAAAAAGGUCUGAAAUAGUUUUUCGCUAAGUCAACUCGGUUAAAUUGCAGUUGAAGUUCAACCUAAAAUAAUAUAUGACUUUCACAAUCUUUUGUAAUGCCCUACAAAAAAUGUAUUAAAAACAUAUUUUUCGAGAUUUUUCUCAUUUUUACUUUUUACAAAUUUAUUUAUACAAACUUAUGUUAUAUACCACGUUUCGAAUGAAAGCGUCGAAAACUGAUUUCAAAUAACAAAUUAAAAUCUUUACAGCGUUUCCGACUAUAUUAAAAUUAGUUGAAAUAAGUUUUUCUCAAACAGUUUGGGAAGAAAAAAUUAGAAAAAUCACGAAAAAUAUGUUGUUUUAUGUUUUUAAGACACAAGGAAAAAUAUAAGAUAUUUUUUUUGUAGAACAUUAAAUUUCCUACAAAAUUCUUCAAGAAUAUUUUUCUGUAUAAUCGAUUAAUGAUGAUGUAUUAAUUGUUUCUGAUGCGGAGGAUCAUUUUAUGAAAUUUACAAUUAAGGGCAUAUUUUGGUGAUAAUUUUUCUAACCAAUUUUUUAUAUCAGUACAAAAUAAUUGAAUUUUUUAACCCACCCUAAUGUCUACAGAGCAUUUCUUGACAUUUCCAAUUCCUAUUACUAUUUUGAAAAUGACCAUUAGAAUUUUCAAAUAAUUAUAUGAAAGUUUUGUACUUACCUUUGUGUAAUUGUAAAGUUGUUACCAAUUUUGUUGCCAUUUAUGUUAAGAUGGUUUCUUGUUGGUUGUAUAUUAUCAUGUUUUGGAUAUAUUUACAAAUUCAUCACUAGAUGUAUUAAUAAACAAUUCAUUUUUAAUUAUUUUAAAAAUUUCAUUUGUUUAUUAAAUUUUUGGUUAAUUAUUACAUAAAUCUAGCGAAUCAUUUAUAAAGAAUAACUCGAAAAUCCAUAAAAUGGUUGUAGUUACUUUAAAUUUUUUAAGGGUGAAACAAAUAAAUGAAAGAUGUAGAAAAAUUAGACCUUGGACGAAUAAAAACUUGCAGGAUUAUUGAAAAUUGACUUCUAUUCAAUCAUUUAUGUGAAUUUAUUAAUUCGUAUUACUAAAUUAGCUGCCGAAAUUUAUAUUAUCUUCUAAUUCUAUUAAUUUAUCACUCAAUUGCAAGUUAAACAAAUAGUUAAUAAAAUUGAUGAAUCUUAUUAUUUUCAAAACAGGUAGCUAUUUUUUUAUUUUUCCAAAAUAUUCACUAUUUCAAAUUUUGACAUUUCCAAAAUUGUCUUCCAAGAAUAUUUCGUUGUACAGUUUUCGUUCUAAUAAUUAUUUAUUAGGAUUGAAAUAUGAUUGCUAAAACUCGACAGGUAUUUUAUGGUUUUCUCGAAGAUUAUCACAAUGUAAUAACCUGAUACCAAACUUUGUAUCCAUUUGAUAAAAAAGUGAAGUAGAUUAACGAGGAGAAAUGAUGUUCACUUAAAAAUAUUAAAAAUCAAAAUUAAGAAAUGUAACAGUCUUAAACUAUCGAGUAAUCAACAAAAAUAACAAAAACCUAUAUCUUUGACCUACUAGUAGUGGAGGAACAUUAAAAAAAACAGGUUUGAGCGUCCCUAACUUUGUGUAAUGCCGCUUUGGGUUAGGAGUAAUCACGGUCUAACAUGUUUUCUAUGGAAUGUAAUUAUUAUUGAACACAUGAAUCACAGUUGUAUGCGUUUGGCGAAUCCCACCCAGAACAAAUAGUUUGAGCCUACAGUCCGCAGAUGGUGCAGCGAUACCACAACUCAUUAUUUUUUCCGAAUUCCUCGCAAAUAAUACAUUUUUUAUAAUUUUCAUCGUCUACAUGCAUUUUAUCAUCGCAAAGGUGCUCUUCAUCUCCACUCUUUGAAGAACUUUCUCGUCAAAUUUUUCUCUUGUAUGAUUUUUGUUUCUUCUUUUCUAUGUCAACUUUCUUUGGUUUUGAUUUAUCAUCUUUACCGGUCUUCUUGAGUUUCGCCGUUUUUUAUAAUCUUUGUCCUCUAAAAGAACUUUCAUACAAGUCGCAGCUUUGACCUGGCUUAGAAGUUGGUGUCUUUGCUAUAGAAGCCAAGGAUACCGUAGUUUUUUGCUUAUCAUCAACAAGUUCUUCGUUAUCCUUAUUUUAUGGACCUGCCAGAGGAGAUGUAUGUCCUGAAAUUAUGUCCAUACCAUCAGACGGCGCAACUUCAAAUUUCUGGACAUUUCGGUCUUGAUUUUCUAUUAUUAGUGACGCUGCCAGAAAAUGUUGAUCAGUAAAAAAUUCGGGUUCAAUGGGUAAAUUCCUUCGAUCAAAAUUGUUUUUGAUAUUGUUGAGCUGAGCAUACUGCUAAACGCCGAUCUGCGACAUUAAGUCCGUGGUAAAGCAAACCCAGCAACUCAACUUAUAGCUAUUUCAUUUUUUGCUGUUGGGUGAAAACUGGCUUACGACCUAGUAUUGGGUUGUUCGCUUUCAUUUUUUUAGUCGAUGUCUCAAGGUAUUAAAUGAAAUGUUAUAUUGUAUUAAGGCUUUUUUUUUGGACGUACGUCCUUCAAUCGCAGUUUUAGCAGACAGAAGGUUUUCUUCGGUCCAAGCUGCUUUAGCGGUGGUCCUUUGACGAUUUCUUGGCAUAUCUAUAACAAUACAAAAAUGAGUCAUAACGGGGUAAUGGCGUUCAGCUGAGCCGUCGUUUCGUAAAUAAUUUGAAAAUAAAAAAUCCAUACACGCUUAUUGAAAAUUGAUUUCAUUAUGACAAAAUUGGAUAGAUUUACUGUCAGAAAGUAAAACUAAUAACUAAAUAACAAUCAUAGUUCUUAACUUACAAACACCACGUAACCAAAAAUUAUAACAGCUCGGCCGCAAACAAAGAAACGCACUUCACGGACCGCUUGCAAUCGCUGUCUAUUAGAGGCCCCCGCGCGCGUCACUCGCAGUUUCGUGUUCCUACGUUGAAUUUUGUCAAGAGUUACAGAGGUGAGCACCAUUACCCAGUGAACGUCAUUCUCCCUCGUUACCGAUACUUAUAUUAUCCAGAUAGAUCACGUGCAUUCCAUUGAGCAUUCACGGCGCCUGAAAUACUAUUUUGGGCGUUCCACGAAGCGACUGACUACGAUCGUUGUGGUCAUGACUAACGUUCACGACGACCCUUGUCAAGAGAUGGGUCGAAGUGGGGGUUGAAAGAAUAAGCGAAAUUUUCAAAAUUUAAGCAACGCAGAUUGCAACCAUGAGAAUCUGUAUAAUUAUUUGAUGCGGUAUUGGAUAUUAUAAGAACUUUUGAGGCAUUCUAGUAACGCACCGCCAAAUAUUUUACUGUCGCCAUUAUUUAAUAUAAAUCGGUUAAGCAGUUCACUAAGAAAUUCAAUAACUUACAAAUUACAAUAUAACCUCUUAAAGCUUUCGCUUCAUUUUUCUAUUUUGCCAUUCGUGUGGAAGUGGAACGGGAAAGAUGGUGGUCAUGAACGUUAUUAUCAUGAGUGCUUAGUGGAAUGCCCCCAAACUGGGUUUGAACUAUGUAGUUGUACCAAAUCCAUAGCUACCAGAUUGAAAAGCAUUCACAAAUUCUUCUCAAUAAACAUCGUUUUCCAAACAUUGGACAAGCUAAACUACAUGUGUAUCCUGAUUAUAUCCUCAAAUCUAAUGCGAGUAUGAGAUGGGAUGGGGAAAAUAUAUGGGCCAUACCAGCGUAUACUGCUCGAAUAUUCGCACUCUCGAUAACAGACCUAGACAUAUCAAACCCCAAUUCAGCAAUUUAAAGGAAUCCGAUGAGUGUCUCUAAAUAAAAGAGGGCAACAAAAUCCGUAAUAAGACAAUAAUAUCGUCAGAACCUGACACAUCUGAAGGAAAUAACCAACUAAUUUUCGAUGCUUGGAUCUAAUUUCUGGAUAUAUCAAAAUCAAAAUUUAUAUUAUGCAUUCGGUGCAGGAUGAAAGCCUUUUAUAGAUUAUUCCACUCUGCCCUAUUCUAUUCACCAUUCCACAAUUAUGAAUUUGAAAGUCCCAUAUUUCCAGUGACAUUGUGGCCUCUUGCUCCAUCUUAUUAUAUCUCAGUAUCCAAAAUAAAAUUUUUGGUGGUUAGUCUGUUACUAUUCUGGCAAGGUUGUUAAAUCAUUUUCAUUUUAGCUUCUUUAUUCUUCGUAUUAUAAACGUAACUUUGGUUUACUCUCUAAUUAUUGUGUUUUUUCUACUAAUUUUUUCCACCAGGAAAAGUAUGGCAGGUCAUUAGCCCCACUUAUUUUGGUGAAAAAUUUGCAAUUAUAGCGAAACUUUUUUGUUUUUGUGUUUGAGUGACCAAGGUUUCUUUUUAAAUGUACUAUUUUUCUACAGUUUAGUUUUUAGUUGAGAUUGUUUAAUAUUUUAUUGACCUACAAGUUGAAAAAAAAAUCAAGAGAAAAUCUAGGUCGUGUUACAGUUUACUUAGACAUUACUAAAAAAACUUGUACAAUGUAUAUAUAAAUGUGUAAUUUUAAUUGAUAUCGUUAAAUUAUUUCUAUAAUGAUGAAAUGAUGAAUUUUUAUUUCUAUUGGAAUAAAUUUUUCUUUUGUCACUAAGAAAGCAGUAUAAAAAUUUUACAGCUGGAUAUAUUUUCAUCUUUUUUAUUUAUGCCCUGAUUCAUUAUGUAAUGUUAUCAAUAAACUCAUAAGUAUAAA
Molecule: messenger RNA, 17214 nt
Organism: Diorhabda sublineata
Lineage: Eukaryota; Metazoa; Arthropoda; Insecta; Coleoptera; Chrysomelidae
Gene: Hcf
Product: host cell factor 2
Exons: 14
Coding region: 260-3844 (1194 amino acids)
Biological process (GO): chromatin remodeling; regulation of DNA-templated transcription
Cellular component (GO): histone methyltransferase complex
Molecular function (GO): protein binding; transcription coactivator activity
Source: RefSeq, a predicted model, not a curated record